This is a messenger RNA of Eublepharis macularius, 3364 nucleotides long. RefSeq names its product serine protease 27-like. The transcript has 8 exons. Gene Ontology annotation, biological process: proteolysis. NCBI's taxonomy places the organism in Eukaryota, Metazoa, Chordata, Lepidosauria, Squamata, Eublepharidae. The record is from RefSeq and is a predicted model, not a curated record. Gene Ontology annotation, molecular function: serine-type endopeptidase activity. The coding region runs from base 217 to 1197 and encodes 326 amino acids.
CGGCUAAAGACUGUUUAAUCAGUGUCCUUCUCUGGAAUUGGAUUCUCUCCAACUGAAACUAAAAAUGCAGGUGGUCCAGAGAAACAGAAUUUGGAAGCAAGCCCAAACAGGUCUACUCAGAAAUAACAAAAAACACAGACGUUAAACACCCGUUUCCUGGAUGUGAUUGGAGAGCUAUUGAGAGGACCCUUCAGAAGGAUUAGAGAAGCUGAAAGCAUGCCUGUGGUGCCCCCUUUCCUGGCUGUAUGGCUGCUUCACCUGGCUGUGCUACAAGGUGUCGCCCGUUCAGAAGCAGUCUGUGGACAGAAAGGGUCUUUGACACGCAUCGUUGGGGGGCAACCGGCCAAUGAUGGAGAGUGGCCCUGGCAGGUCAGCAUCCUGCACAAUGGCAAGCAUGUUUGUGGAGGCUCCCUCAUAGCCGAGCAAUGGGUGGUGACAGCAGCUCAUUGCGUGGAUAAGAUCAGAACCGACUAUGAAGUGGAGGUGGGUGCCUAUCAGCUUCAAAAUACUCCCUGGGAACAACGAAAGAUAUUCACAAUGAACCAGAUUAUCCCAAACUCUAACUUCAAUGGCGAUGAAGGCUCCAGUGGGGACAUUGCCUUAGUGGAAUUGUCAUCACCUGUAACUUUCACCAACAACAUCCUUCCCAUCUGCUUGCCUGAUCCUUCUGCUCAGUUCCCCAAUGGAACAAAGUGCUGGGUUACUGGAUGGGGACAGAUUCAGACAGGAGUUGACUUGGGCUAUCCACAAAUACUUCAGGAACUGGAGGUGCCAAUCAUAGAUAGAGAUACUUGCAAUUUUCUCUUCAGUAUUAAUCCAGAGCCUGACCUGAAGCCCGAUCCAGUUAAAGAAGAUAUGAUUUGUGCUGGUUAUGAAGAAGGUGGACGGGAUGCCUGCCAGGGUGACUCUGGAGGUCCCUUGGUUUGUGAAUGUGAUAUAGGUUGGAUCUUGGCUGGGGUUGUAAGCUGGGGGGAAGGCUGUGCUGAAGCCAACCGCCCUGGUGUUUACGCCUCCGUGCCUUACUAUGCCAGCUGGAUCUCUGAACAUAUACCCAGCAUAUCCUUUGUGGAGCCCCAGAACUGUGGUGAUACGAAUGCUGGGGAAAACGAUAAAGAUGGGAAUGCUGGGAAGAACAGCGGACUACAAAAGACCUUCACUCUACUGCCCCUCCUGGGAUGUCUCGUAUUUCUUCUGUGAGAUACUCAUUUCUCUGCCUUCAGGCUGACAAUUCAUCCAAUGGAAUCUCCUUUUGCACUAUGUGGGGUUUACCUAAGUCCAAAAUCACCACGUGCAAUGGGAGAUUCACGCCCAUGUCUGUCUGACUGCUUUGGGCAUGCUACCCAUUCUGAUUGCUUUAAAAACCAUUUACCCCAAAGAAUCUUGUGAAUUGUCAUUUGAGGAGCAUGCUUAGAAUUCAUCUUCCCCUAAGAUUUUAAAAACCAGGGAACUGUAGCUGGGAAUUGGAAUAUGAAGGAAAGUAUUGGGAUCAAACUAAAAGUUACAUAAAAGAUCCAUGAUCAGGUCUUCUGAUUUUUAACUUCAAAAAACAGCUGUGGGGAGGUGAUUUGGAUUGGUGUCACAGCACUGAAGGAGAGCUUGACCAAGGGGGGGGGGGAUUAACAUCCAGCAUCACAACCAUGAUCCAAGUCACCCCCUUGUCCGCUACUUUUUUGGGUUAAAAAAUAUGGUGAGAAAUCUAAUCAUAGAUGUCCUGUAUAACAUAUGAGUUGCCCUUUGCAUGCCACCAAAAGUCAUGUCUAUAAUUUAUUUUCUUAAAUUCCUGACCAUUUUCAGUGAUGUAGUAAGAAGAGAUAAAGUCAGGGCCUCACUGUGUGUGCCUGUGUGUAUAUGAGAGAGAGGUACCAUCAAGUUGCAACUUAGCAAACUCAGCUGGGGUUUUCAAGGAAAGAGACUAACAGAGAUGGGGCAAAUCCACAUUACUCAUUCUAAGUCGCAUGUUCCCCGCAUUCCCCACGCAAUCCCGAGUGCCGGUCACAUUACCUCAUUAAACAGACGCAUUUCAUUCACAUUUCUCCUGAAUAUGUGGUCACAGGUUUUCAACGGGAGUUUCACGGUGGCCGUGAACGGGCCAAUGUGCAAUUUACGCGGUUUUUUUAAAAACCACCCCCCUUCCUGUCUCUCCGGCCGUUCCGAGAGUUCCUAUUGGCUGAUUCAACUUGCAAGUGCUCCGUAGUCUGCAAAAGACUGUUUUUGACUUCAUAGCAUUGGAUUUAUUGAUUAUGCUGUUUCUGAAUCAAAACUGGUAGUUUGAAAAAUCAUUUUGGGGUGAAUCCAUCCUCAGAACGGACUCGCGAAACUUCCUUUUUAACUGUUUUUUAUUUUUUUUGUUUUAUAUUACUGUAAUAUCGAAAUUACAAAAUAUCGAAAUAAUGACACUCCAAGGAAGUGAAACUUCAGUAAAAUUCAGGCACUGAACUGUCCUCCAUAGGAAAUGCCCACGAAAGCUUCCCACAUGCUUCCAAAUUUCCAAAAAAGAAAUGGGAGAGAGCCAUCAGUGCUGUCAGUGGGGGAAAGAGAGGCAUCAUUAUCUUCAAUGAUGUUUCUUUAUAAGGCAAGAUCGAAAUAACGGAAAAGUGUGCUAAAAAAAAAAUGGGCGGGGAAAAAAGGUCCCGCCCAAAAAAGCGGUUUUCGAGCGGCCGUGUGACCGGAGGGACGCGCGAGAAAGACGGAUUGGAAGCAGGAAUGUGAACGAAGAGGAAAAAAUCGCGGAUUGGAGGCAAACGGAAGAUAUCCGAUAAACAUGCGGGUAAUGGGUGAAUGUGGAUUCGACCCUGGUUUGCCAUUGCCUGCCUCCGCCUAGUGAUCCUGGACUUCUUGGUGGGUCUCCAAUCCAAACAUGAACUAGGGCCAACCCUGCUUAGCUUCUGGGAUCUGAUGAAGUCAGGCUAGCCUGGGAUAUCCCGGUUAGGGCUCUGUGCCUCAGACCUGUGAUAAAUCAUGCAUUGUGGACAUAAGGGCAACCUCCUCAGGAAUCUUGGAUUGAUCCAUUAUUUGUGAUACGUCAGAUCUAAGGAAACUGCACUAUUCUUUAUAUACACUAAUUUUACUUCCUCAGUACAAUGCUUUAUAACACUUACCACUGUUUUAGUGCUUUUAUUCUUUGUAUGACUCAGCAGUCAGUGCAGUCUUUUUUAUUGCCCCUCGAAUGACUGUGUUGGAAGGAAUACCCAGAAAGGUAAAAGUCUGGUCAAAAAGGAAAAGCAGAUAGACUUCUCGUCAGAUUCCCAACAGAAACAAUAUUUUUUCCCCAGUGCCUUUGAGGAAACUUCUUCUUUUGGAACUUGCCACAGAGUUAUUUAGGAUGUAUUCACAAUGCAUUGUACCAUCCUUGUAUGUCUCAAUA